This is a messenger RNA of Diabrotica virgifera virgifera (western corn rootworm), 569 nucleotides long. RefSeq lists its product as uncharacterized. Lineage: Eukaryota; Metazoa; Arthropoda; Insecta; Coleoptera; Chrysomelidae. The transcript is spliced from 6 exons. The record is from RefSeq and is a predicted model, not a curated record. Bases 126 to 569 code for a protein of 147 amino acids.
CUUCGAAGUGAGUGGUGGUGUACGAUCUGUCGCAUUGCAAAGAAGUAGCUGUGUUGAUACAAAAGAGCGAGCCAGUACGACGACAGAAUUUGAGACUAGACAGCCAUAUUUCGAAAUACAGGAAAAUGAAUCCGACAAUGAAACGUAAAAGAAUAAACUUAAAUAAAGAUGGAAGAAGUCGUCGCAUAUUAGGUCUACUUAAAACAACACAACCAACUAGUACCACAGAAAACAGAACUGGCAUUCGGCCACCUGACAAGCCUGAUACUACAGAAGUAAAACCAUUGAAACAGUAUGCCAGUAUAAAUGACACCAAUAUGACUGAGAAAAUUGACAAUUUAGAUCAGUUAUCGAAUGUACCAAUAGGAGAGAGUAUCGUAGGUGAAAGUGUCACUGAUAUCCCUGAGAAAAUUGCCAAUGUAGAUCAGUCAUCGAAUGUACCAAUAGGAGAGGAUAUCGUUGGUAAAAAUGACACCGAUAUGACGGAGAAUCCUAAAAUUUUUACUCAAUUGAUGAAAGUACCAAUAGAACAAAGUAAAUGUGUAAGUUUAGAAGUAAACUAUUUUUAA